AUGAUAUUUAUUUGUCAAUCAAAAAUAAAUAGAGAUAUUAUUUAUCUUAUAUUACAAGAAUUACAAGAUGAUAAAAAAUCACUUUAUUCAUGUCUUACAGUUAAUAAAACUUGGAGUGAAAUAGUUAUUCCAAUAUUAUGGAAAAAUCCUUGGAAAUAUUUAAGAAAAGGGAACGAAACUUUAUUAUUAAAUAUAAUCAUUUUACAUUUAUCAAAUGAAUCAAGAAACAAAUUAUCAAAAUAUUUUAAUAUAAAUUCAUAUCAAAAACCUUUAUUUAAUUAUAUUAAUUUUUGUAAAUAUUUAAAUUUAGGUGGAAUUGAAAGAUUAUUAAUUUCUAAAUCAUUAAUUAAUAUAAAUGAAAUUUUUAAAAUUUUUAUUAAUGAAAAUAUGAAAUUUACACAUCUUUAUAUACCUCAUAAAUUUAAUUAUUAUUUUAUGGAUCUUAUUUCUGGAGUUGAAAAAGGUUUUUCAAAACUUGAAUUCCUUAGUUGUAAUACUAACAUAAAUGAUGAUACUUUAAUUGGAUUGGUGGAAAUUUGUAAAUCAAUCAAAGAAUUGGAACUUUACGUUGAACCUUGUAAUAAUAAUGAUGAAAUUAUUAAAUUAAUUGAUUCCCCUAAAAAAUUAAUUAAUAUUCGUUUUUUAACAAAACCUUAUUCUUCAAAUGAUGAAUUAUUUUGUGGUAUUCUUGAAAAUUCUUUUAUUAAACACGCAAAUCAUUUACAAUAUUUUAAGAUAACAAAACAACCUACAACAAAAAUACUUUCUUCUUUUAUAAAUUUAAAAAGUUUAGAAUUAUAUGAUAAUUCUCGUCCUAUGUCUUGGAAUUGUUUGGAAAAUUUAUCUUUACCUUAUUUACAAAUUUUAAAAGCUACAGGAAUUCCAAUCAAAGUUUUAACAAGUUUAAUUGAUCAUACUAAUGGUCAUCUUAUUGAAAUAAAAAUUGAUCAUAUAAGUCAUAAUGAGAUUAGUAAUAAAAAAAUUAUUCAAACUAUUUAUAAAAAAUGUCCAAAUCUUGAAUAUCUUAAAUUAUUAUUUAUUAAUAAUAAUAUUUUAGAAUUAAGAGAAUUAUUAAUUAAUUGUAAUCAUUUAAUUGGUUUAUAUAUUAUUUUUGAGGAUGUUUGGGAUGUUAAUGUUAUGAUUGAUUAUAAUAUUAUAUUUAAAAUUUUAUCUGAUAAUUCUUCAAUUAGUUUAUUUAAAUUGAAAUUUUAUUAUCAUAGAGAACCUGAAUUAAAAUCUUUUGAAUUCUUUUUUGAUAAUUGGAAAAUUAGAAUUCCAAUGCGUCCUAUAUUAUUACAAACAAUUCAAUAUCAUGUUUUAUAUGGAAGUGAACAUUUUGAUUUAAUAGAAAAAUAUAAAAAAAAUGGUAUAGUUAAAAAGUAUGAAAAUGCUUUAAGUGAAAAUACUUUUCAAGAUUUUGAAUGGUAA
Rhizophagus irregularis DAOM 181602=DAOM 197198 is the source of this 1428-nucleotide messenger RNA. RefSeq lists its product as uncharacterized. The record is from RefSeq and is a predicted model, not a curated record. NCBI's taxonomy places the organism in Eukaryota, Fungi, Glomeromycota, Glomeromycetes, Glomerales, Glomeraceae.